Erythranthe guttata (spotted monkey flower) is the source of this 3064-nucleotide messenger RNA. Its product is annotated as DEAD/DEAH box RNA helicase family protein. Gene Ontology annotation, cellular component: nucleus; chromosome; cytoplasm. Gene Ontology annotation, biological process: double-strand break repair via homologous recombination. NCBI's taxonomy places the organism in Eukaryota, Viridiplantae, Streptophyta, Magnoliopsida, Lamiales, Phrymaceae. The record is from RefSeq and is a predicted model, not a curated record. Gene Ontology annotation, molecular function: four-way junction helicase activity; 3'-5' DNA helicase activity; ATP binding.
UGUACCGACCAAAUACCAAAAAAGAGGGAAAAUCACCACUUGCAAAAAAAACCGGCGGGAAAAUCAUCUGCGCACAGAACACACAUUUCACACACACCCGCUGUCUUCCAUGGACUCCGAUUCAGAUUCCGAUGGCUCUCACAUCUCCGCCACACCGCCAAAUUCCCCACCACCUUCCACCGCCGCCCGUCACUCUCCAGUUUCUCGCCGCCGCGACAUUCUUUUCUCCUCAAUUAAAUUAAGAAAAAAAACCCCAGCCCCAACCUCAACCACUUCAAGAACAAUUUUGCAGCCCAAAAUCUCCAAAAAGAAAAGCUCAAUCCCACCUCCAAAAUCCGAACCAAUCGAUUCCAAACCGCUAACCGCCGCCCCAAUCCUGUCCAAUUUGCCCUUCCUUAUAAAGAAAUCAGCCAACCCAUCUGACGAUAAUUCCUCCGACGGUCUUCUUCACGGAGGCCACUGCACAUCGAAAUUCGCAUCCUUUUUGAAAUCCAAAGAUAAGAUUCUCAACUUCGAACCCGAUCGCCCGGUUGAGAUUAAAAUUCAGACCGAUGCUGGGAGUGCUGGUUUGGGGGAAGUCGUCAAAGACGAGGUUGUUGUUGUUGAUAAGGGGUUUACCGUAAAAAGCGCGCGAAAAAGUCUCGGUUUGAUUGGAGGCGGUGGCGAUUCUGGUUUGCUGAAAUGUCAAAAGCCCAAAAGUGGCAGUGAAGGGAAUUUUGUGAAGCUGAAUAUCAAUGGUUAUGGGAGGAAGAAGUUUUCGUAUAAGAACAAAAGAACGGGGGUCAGUUCGUCUACAAGGCGGUGGAAAAAUUCUAGAGUGAGAAACAAGGGAAAUGUAAAGGGUAAAGGGGGAGAAGAAAAUGGUGCUGAUGAUGAAGAGGGUUUGGUUGUGGAUAUCGAAACGGGAGAGGAGAGAUUGAACUUUCACUCCGAGCCGAUCGAGGAGGCUGUGAUGAGAGUGAGAAACGAGGCGUCGGACGAGAAUCUGGUGAGUUUGUUGAAACUGACACAUGGGUACGAUUCGUUUAGGGAUGGUCAGUUAGAGGCGAUUAAGGCGGUGCUUUUGGGGAAAUCGACAAUGCUCGUCUUGCCCACAGGGGCAGGAAAGUCAUUGUGUUAUCAGUUGCCUGCACUCGUGUUUAGUGGAAUCACACUUGUGGUUAGUCCUUUAGUAGCUUUGAUGAUUGAUCAGCUCAAGCAUUUGCCUCCUUCGAUUCAUGGUGGUCUUUUGUGCAGCAGCCAGAAAGCAGAAGAGGCUUCGGAAACACUCCGGUUGCUGCAAGAAGGAGCUAUAAAGGUCCUUUUUGUUUCGCCGGAAAGGUUUCUGAACGCAGAAUUUAUUUCCAUCUUUUCUGGCCGUUCGCUAAUAUCUCUCGUGGUUGUCGAUGAAGCACACUGCGUUUCCGAGUGGUCACACAAUUUCCGACCCUCGUACAUGAGACUUAGAGCCUCCUUAUUACGUGGUAGGCUGAAUGCAGACUGCAUUCUAGCAAUGACUGCUACUGCAACAAACAAAACAUUAUUCGACGUAAUGCAGGCUUUAGAUAUUCCUUCCUCGAAUCUUAUCCAGUCAACCAAAUUAAGGGAUAAUCUGCAUCUUUCAGUUUCUAAAAGUGGGAACAGAAUGAAGGAUUUGAUUCAACUGCUUAAAUCUUCUCCUUUUAUGGAUAUCAAAAGCAUCAUUAUCUACUGUAAAUUCCAGUCCGACACUGACACGAUAAGCAAGUAUCUGCGUGACAACAAUAUAUCCGCGAAGAGUUACCACAGUGGCAUUCCUUCUAAAGAUAGAAGCCGUGUACAGGAACUGUUUUGUGCAAACAGGGUCAGAGUGGUUGUUGCAACUGUAGCAUUCGGCAUGGGACUCGAUAAAAGUGAUGUUGGAGCAGUUAUUCAUUAUAGCUUACCAGAGAGUUUGGAAGAGUAUGUUCAGGAAAUUGGUCGUGCUGGGCGUGACGGUACAUUGUCUUAUUGCCAUCUUCUCUUUGAUGAUGCCACAUAUUUCAAGCUCCGUAGUUUGAUGUACAGCGAUGGUGUGGAUGAUUAUGCUGUCAAUAAGUUACUCUGUCAAAUCUUCUCAAGUGACGGACUAUCAACCGAAGAAACUUUGUCAAUAGCCAAAGAAUCAGCAUCUCGUAAAUUCGACAUGAAAGAAGAGGUCAUUCUAACGAUUCUUACGCAAUUGGAGUUGGGUGAAGUGCAGUACAUACAUUUGCUUCCGCUAAUAAACGUAACUUGCACUUUAAAUUUUCACCAGACUUCGCCACCGAUUUUUGCAUCUAGAGAUUUUGUGGUUGCUGCAAUUUUAAAGAAGUCUGAGAUGAAAGAUGGGCAGUACAUUUUUAACAUUCCGUCUGUCGCAAAUAUCAUGAGAAUGCAAGCUGUUGACCUGCUAAAUCAUUUGCAGAGUCUAAAGGUCAAAGGGGAAAUUACGUACGAGUUGAAGGAUCAAGCUUAUUGCUACAAAAUUUUGAAGGUUCCGGAAGAUACUUGUUUAUUGGCAACUCAGUUGACAGAGUGGCUUGGGGAGGUUGAAACUUGUAAGGUCCGGAAAAUAGAUGCGGUGUUUAAUGCCGCAGCUUUUGCUGCAAAUGCGUGCGACAAGUCACUCGGUUGCCAUAAAGACCACCAUACACCUUGCCUGCAGAAGAAUAUUCUCUACUACUUCAACGAAGAUGCUGAUUCUCACGUGCCUACUCAGAUUGAACAAAACAGUCGAUUUCUACGAGCAGAUAUAAAGGUUUUUCUCCAAAGUAAUGCACAGGUCAAAUUUACUCCACGAGCCGUUGCAAGAAUACUACACGGACUUGCGAGUCCAGCCUUCCCUCCUUCUACUUGGUCAAGAACUCAUUUCUGGGGAAGGUAUGUGCAUAUGGAUUUCAGAGCAAUAAUGGAGGCAGCGAAAGAAGAACUCGUAAAUUUUGUCGGGAAGCAUGUAACUUAACUGAUUUUUCGGUUGUUUUUCCUUUUUUCGGAAUCUUAUUACAAGAAUAUUCUCCGUUUGCGUAAUAGGAUUAUUCGUGGAUGAAAUUGUAUUAUUUAUUUAAUGAGAUUUAAAAUUAAGGGG